AUGAUGAUGAACUCGAUGGAGAGGUGGGGCGCACUGUGGAGAUGGAGCUGGAUGGAAAGGUAUGGCGUUGGAGUAGUGGGGUCCGGCUUUGUUGGCGCUGGUGGCAUCGGAGGGGGAGAAAAGGGAAAGGGCGCGCGGGGUGGGAGGGGCGGGAAGGGUUGGGUUUGGUGGGAAGUGGCCACGGGGAGGUUUCUGGGGCGCGGCUCAACGCGACACAGUAUUCAGUCCGAUGGAACUCUUUUCCUUGCUUCCUUCCUUCCUAUCCUGCACCAAACUUCUGCUUCUCCCUCCGACUCGACUGAGCUAGGGCGCCGAACCUUUGAACUGAACUGGACUGAGCUGGGAGAGGGCUAUGUAAUACAGAUAUAG
Molecule: messenger RNA, 369 nt
Organism: Morchella importuna
Lineage: Eukaryota; Fungi; Ascomycota; Pezizomycetes; Pezizales; Morchellaceae
Exons: 3
Coding region: 1-369 (122 amino acids)
Source: RefSeq, a predicted model, not a curated record